Neoarthrinium moseri is the source of this 2091-nucleotide messenger RNA. RefSeq lists its product as uncharacterized. Gene Ontology annotation, molecular function: carboxypeptidase activity. The transcript has 4 exons. The coding region runs from base 1 to 2091 and encodes 696 amino acids. The record is from RefSeq and is a predicted model, not a curated record. NCBI's taxonomy places the organism in Eukaryota, Fungi, Ascomycota, Sordariomycetes, Amphisphaeriales, Apiosporaceae.
AUGCGCGCUUUGGCCCAAAAUGAAGUUGAACGACAUAUGUUGCACUGUCCGACCGUGGACAAUUUAAGGCACUGGUCCAAAACCUACAGCGCCAAACCUCAUCUUGCUGGGGACUUGCAGCACGCGGAAUCGAUCCGAGAUCUGUGGCGUUCAUAUGGCGUCAAGACUGAACUUGUUCGUUACGAUGUCCUCCAGAACUUUCCGGCCAGAUCGUCCCUCAAGUUAUUAUCGGAGGAUGGUGCUAUCGCAUUUGAGGCCAGUUUGAAGGAAGACGAGAUCGUCGAAGAUCCAACCUCGUCACAUGCGAAUGGGCUGCCGUCAUUUCACGGUUUCAGUGCUAACGGCCAUGUUACAGCUGAGAUAGUGUACGCAAACUUUGGGACAUUGAAUGACUUCAAAUUGCUCGAAAGCAAGGGUAUAUCGGUCAAGGGGAAGAUUGUCAUCUGCAAGUACAGCAAAGUGUUCAGAGGCUUGAAAGUACGUGCGGCGGAGAAGUUUGGAGCCGCCGCAGUCCUCAUAUACAGUGACCCGCAGGAGGAUGGCGAAUUCACGGCCGCGAACGGGUACAAGCCGUACCCUGACGGGCCAGCUCGUCAUCCAACCAGCAUCCAGCGAGGGAGUGUAGACUUCUUCUCCAUUGCUGUCGGCGAUCCCACUACGCCUGGCUAUCCCAGCUUGCCUGGGCCAGGGACGGAACGCAGAGAUCCAAAGGGUGCAAUUCCAAGCAUACCCUCGUUACCGAUAUCAUUCGCAGACGCGCUGCCGUUACUAGAGUCGCUUAACGGCCGUGGUCUUUCUCCCGAAGACGUGGGCGGGAUAGGUACAGAUUGGCGUGGAGGGCUGCCGGGCGUAGACUACUGCACUGGUCCAUCGGUAGUCAAGGCUUCGGUUCUCAAUCAUGGCGAGUACCGCUACUCUCCUAUAUACAACGUGAUCGGAACCAUCCCCGGACGGACUAAAGAGAUUGUGAUGCUAGGGAAUCAUCACGACUCAUGGUGUUGCGGUGCCGUUGAUCCAGUCAGUGGAAGUGCCGCGAUGAAUGAGGUGGUGCGCGGGCUCGGGGAGCUCUGCUCCGCCGGUUGGAAGCCGUUUCGAAAACUAGUCAUUUCAUCGUGGGAUAAUGAAGAGUACGGCUUAGUAGGCUCUACCGAGUUUGCGGAGGAACACGAGAGUGAGCUCACUGAACACUGUGUUGCCUAUCUUAACGUCGAUGAAUCUACCAAUGGGGGAACUAUACUAGGUGCAAUAGGUAGCCCCUUGCUCGCAGAUGCAUUAUCUACCGUCAUGCGCCUUGUGCCCUCUCCCGUACAUGACUCUACAACGGUCUAUGACGACUGGGCGAGCUUGGAGAAAGAAUAUCGCGAAACUGCGCCAAAGCCAAUGUCUUUGCUUUCUCCCAUGGGUACUGGAAGUGACUACACUGCGUUCUUCCACCACAUGGGCAUUCCGUCGUUAGACCUCGUCUUCAACAAGCGCGGAACGGCAGUUUAUCCUUACCACUCCAACUACGACAGUUACCUCUGGAUUGAGAAGUUCGGCGACCGAGGAUUCAAGAAGCAUCUUGCCAUGGCCCGGUUAUGGGGUACCCUGGCAGUGCGGCUUGCGGGCAUCCCGCUUCUCGGCUUCAAUGCCCGCGACUACGCGGCGACGCUCGAGAAACACGUGAAACACCUUCACGCAAAGAAGGUUGCUGGGCUAGAACUCACCGCCCUUGAGGAUGCAGUAGCUGAGUUCGCAGAAGCCACUGCUUCUCUUGAUGAGUUAGGCGGAGGUAGUGAUCUCAUGACAGUGGCGGGGACAAUCGUCAGUCGCACCCAAGUUGGCGUCGAUGAGAUUAACAGACGCUACCGGGGAGUGGAAAAGAGCUUUAUACUCAAUGCACAAGAGGGACUACCGGGCAGGCCGUGGUACAAGCAUCUGAUUUUCGCGCCGGGUCUUUGGGCAGGUUAUGACGGGGUAGUCUUUCCAGGCAUUCUUGAAAGCCUAGAAGAUGGCGAUAUUGGUGCAGCCAACGAGUGGGCUGUGCGCAUCGCGCAGAGGAUCAAGAAAGCUUCAUUGGUUGCCACUGGGCAGGAUAGACAGCAGAGGUAG